This is a messenger RNA of Lingula anatina, 1096 nucleotides long. Its product is annotated as polymerase delta-interacting protein 2-like. Gene Ontology annotation, cellular component: nucleus; mitochondrial nucleoid. The record is from RefSeq and is a predicted model, not a curated record. Lineage: Eukaryota; Metazoa; Brachiopoda; Lingulata; Lingulida; Lingulidae. Gene Ontology annotation, molecular function: DNA binding. Gene Ontology annotation, biological process: error-free translesion synthesis.
UUGCUCUUCUUUACCAGAAGAACUUUGACUUUGUCCCAAAUAUCUGCAAGGGACGAUGAUGCGAAAAGUCGCGAAAAGCAUUACUUUUGCCUUCAAACAAAACAACAAGUUAUGCACUUCAAGGCAAAUAAGUUACGGUGUCCAUAUUGGAAAUCAGCAAAAUGAUCUCAAAGGACAGUACAACAGUGGGCAGCUAUUUAUCCACAAGAAACUUGGAUACAGAGGAGUGGUUUUAUAUCCAUGUCAGGCAAAGAUUUAUGAUGACAGAGAUAUAUCUGUAACACCAGAUGGCAGUCUUGAUGUUAUAAAACUGCCAGCAGAAGAAAUUUAUUACCAAGUGCUUGUAGACCUGGAGGAUACAAGUAUGGAAGGGGCUGGCAAUGAAGAAUGUAUUUUUAUGGCUCAAAAGGGUGAAUUGAAACCACAGAUACUCAAUGGCUUUGGCUUUGUUGCCCAUGAAGACAUGUUACCAUACACAUCAACAGUGUCAGAUUGGCCCGUAGAACAUGCGGAAUUCGAGAAUUUUUUCACAUACAAUUUCAAAGAAGUCCCUAACUGUAGGCCUAGAGCUCAUCUAAAUAACUGGAAGAAAAAAUGUAAAAUGCACCUACAGGAGCCUUUAAAUGUCUAUGUGGCUUGCACUCAUGGAAUUAAGGUCACAGUUAUGCCAUCCCUUGUGGAUGUUAUACCUAUACUAGAUGACCAAAACAAAUAUAUCUGGGUUUAUUGUAUAAGGAUAGAGAACACUAACAAAGAGCAGGUUCAGCUCCGGUCGCGUCAUUGGCAUAUAUCAGGAGGUCCAAAUCAGACUGUAAAUGGAAAAGGGGUUGUAGGGCAGGAACCUAUACUUAACAUGAACAGGCCAACCUUUCAGUACAGAAGUUAUGUGGAACUCCACACUAGUAAUGGUUACAUGUGGGGAGCAUACACAAUGGAGAAGAAAAAUGGAGACAUAAUUAAAGUGAAAAUUCCUGUGUUUCUUUUGAGAACCCAUGAUUUCCUAGAAACAAACUGAGCAAAAGCAUGAAAUUUAGUGACAUGCAAUUUUUGCGGAAGGAGGAAGGGAGCAAAGGUUAAAUUGCAAGAAUUUUUUACA